Molecule: messenger RNA, 1086 nt
Organism: Chenopodium quinoa (quinoa)
Lineage: Eukaryota; Viridiplantae; Streptophyta; Magnoliopsida; Caryophyllales; Amaranthaceae
Exons: 2
Coding region: 1-1086 (361 amino acids)
Source: RefSeq, a predicted model, not a curated record
AUGUUUUCGUUUACAUCUUUGGGUGUGAAGAAGGAUAAAGAAUUAGCGCAAAGACAUCAUGGUAUUUACACAUUUAGAGUUCAAGGGCAAGUUUAUCAUUACGUAAAUGAUAUACAUCGAAAUGAUGAGAAACCACGAUAUCUGCUGCUAUAUCUCUAUGACACGGAUGUUGAGUACCGACAUCGUGUAUCAAUUUUUAAGAAUCUUGAUCCACGUGUUAUUGGCCAAUUAGUGCGAUUAAUGGAGCUAAAUCCGUAUGUUCAAUUUUUUCGGUCACUUAAAGACGUUAAUAUAGUUGAUACAAGUCUCAUUAUAAUCCGAUCUAACCUAGGUGAAGAUCAACAUACUCACAAUGCACCUACUUCUUCUCAAGUGGUAGCAAUCUGGUUGGAAGAUGCAGGCACAUCUGGUCCAUUGCAGCGCAAUAUUGUAGUUCGCGCACAUUCAGGUGUAAACCAUUGUAUACAACAUUACUAUGGAUGCUAUGAUCCAUUACGAUAUCCUAUUUUAUUUCCUUACUGCCAAACUGGUUGGCAUAGACAGAUAUAUAGAUUUAAAACAAAGCAUCAAAAAAGACAGGAAUGCCAUACGUUUCCGAUUAAUGAAGUUCUUGUCCAAACUGUUGACGAUCUUCUAGAAGUUGAAGAACAAGAUUUUAUUCGUCGUAACCAAGAUACAAUCACAGCUGAACUUUACCAAGGCAUUCUCGACAGCUUGAACACAAGUGUAUUGCACGGGUCAAAUAUCGAGCGUGGAUUUAUUCUCCCUCCUUCAUUUAUUGGUGGUCCACGAGAUAUGAGGCGCAGAUACCUUGAUGCGAUGGCUUUAGUUCAACACUAUGGAAAACCUGAUAUUUUCUUACCCAUGACCUGCAACCCUUCAUGGCCUGAAAUUACAGACGAAUUGCUUCCCCACAAAGAAGGGCAAAACAGACCUGAUCUAAUUGCGCUAGUUUUCCAUGCGAAAUUAACUGAAUUGAAAAAAGAUAUUGUCCAAAAGAAACUGUUUGGCGAGGUAGCAACAUAUGUUUACGUAAUUGGAUUCCAAAAAGAGGAAUUACCACCACACACUUUCUCAUCAUUUUAG